CUAUUAACUUUUUCGUCUAAAUUAUUAGGCACAUGCUCCUUUAGGAAUUAGGACCUUUAUUUGCCCACCAAAACAACUGAUGCUUCAAACCACUCAACACAAAACUUCCUCGUUCCUCCAAACAAAGAGCUUGAACCUUAACAUUGCAAGAAUGGCAUCAAUGGCAUAUUCAAUCAGCUAUCAUUAUAACCACAAAAACAUCAUUCAACGAAACACCCAUCAAUCUAUAAACUUUCCUCUACAACUUCGCAUCUUCUCUUGUCAAGAAGAACAACAGCAACAAAAGCUCAAUCGAAGAGAAGUUAUUUUAAGAAGCAGUGAACUAGCUACACUUGGAGCAAUCUUCCAUUUCAGUGGAACAAAACCAAGUUAUUUGGGAGUGCAAAAGAAUCCACCUUCAUUGGCAUUAUGUCCUGCUACUAAAAAUUGUAUAUCCACUUCUGAAAACUCAUCUGACCUUACCCACUAUACCCCUCCCUGGAACUACAACCCUGAAGGAGGGAGAGGGAGCAAAAAACCUGUUAGUAGAGAAGUGGCGAUGCAGGAGCUUCUUGCCGUUAUUGAAUCAACAAAACCAGACAACUUCACACCCAGGAUCAUGGACAAGAAGGAUGAUUAUGUGCGUGUGGAAUAUGAAAGUCCCAUAAUGGGGUUUGUUGAUGAUGUCGAGUUCUGGUUUCCACCGGGGAACAAGUCCAUUGUGGGAUAUCGUUCUGCAUCUCGUUUGGGGAGUUUUGAUUUCGAUGUGAAUCGGAAAAGAAUCAAGGCCUUGAGGAAGGAGCUGGAGAACAAAGGAUGGGCUUCCGAAAAUACUUACUAACCAUAGUCAUAAAUUCUCAUUGUAGGAGAUGUCAUUCUUUCCUUUUUCUAUAAUAUAUUCCUCACAGAAAUCAACCAUUAUAGUACAAUGGAAGUACCAAAGCAUAAAUUAAUAAUUGAAAACUGAAAAGAUAUAGCUCAACAGACAAAUUUAGUUUGAUUGUACUCCCACUCCUAGAUUCGACUUUACUGCUUUCUUCUGAAGUAAGAAUCCCACUCGUGUUUUUCUAA
Molecule: messenger RNA, 1050 nt
Organism: Beta vulgaris subsp. vulgaris (sugar beet)
Lineage: Eukaryota; Viridiplantae; Streptophyta; Magnoliopsida; Caryophyllales; Amaranthaceae
Exons: 6
Coding region: 80-820 (246 amino acids)
Source: RefSeq, a predicted model, not a curated record